Messenger RNA from Magallana angulata, 645 nucleotides. RefSeq lists its product as uncharacterized. The coding region runs from base 220 to 645 and encodes 141 amino acids. The transcript is spliced from 8 exons. The record is from RefSeq and is a predicted model, not a curated record. NCBI's taxonomy places the organism in Eukaryota, Metazoa, Mollusca, Bivalvia, Ostreida, Ostreidae.
UAUUUUAUCUGUAUAUGUCCACCAGGAAAGACAGGAAUAAGAUGUGAAGUCGACAUUGAUUUUUGUAAUCCAACCCCUUGCAAUGAGAAUGAUAUAUGCCAACAAGAUAAUAGUACCUUCCAAUGUCAAUCAGGACACUUUUAUCAGCAAUGCCCUAACACAUGUUUAAAUAGCGAAACAACAGUCUGUGUUGGAAACCAGUGCAUUUGUGCUUUAAAGAUGAAUAAAAAUGAAACAUGCAUGUCAAAUCAAACAGACAAGUUGAAUAUUAGUAGCAAUAAGAAUCCGUAUUUUAUUUCACCAUUCAUCGGGUCUGUUAUAACGUGCGAUAACUACGAGAGUAGAUGUGUAUUCCCAGUCUAUCUACUUUCAGAAUCUACCCCAAAGUUGUCGUUUUUCACCGAGACGAAUGUUUUUAGCUUGUCUCGUCGAAAAAUAAGUAUACUGCCGCCAGUACACAUUGUGGAUGGUUAUUACAGAGCAACAAUAGUGCUUUCCAAAUCAAGAGAAUACAAUCAAAUAUAUCACGAAUUUGAUCUAUGCUUUAAUGUUGCCAAAAAUUCAUCACCUCAAGUCAUAACAGAUAAACGGUGUUUUCACGUUGCCGACAGAAAUGUUCCUUCUGGUAAUGAAAUAUGUGGAUAA